This is a messenger RNA of Amphimedon queenslandica, 2531 nucleotides long. RefSeq names its product neurofilament medium polypeptide-like. The transcript is spliced from 12 exons. Bases 107 to 2356 code for a protein of 749 amino acids. NCBI's taxonomy places the organism in Eukaryota, Metazoa, Porifera, Demospongiae, Haplosclerida, Niphatidae. The record is from RefSeq and is a predicted model, not a curated record.
CCGAAUCUUCCGCGCGCAAGUGGCUAUAAAAUUAUUCCAUUUCUUCUUUUUCGUUUUCUAGACUUUUCUUGUUUCUGUUUCUUCAAGAGGCGCUCACUCUCAGUAAAUGGCUGACGAGGUAGAAAAUCCUGUUGUAGAAGAGACAACUGGAGAAGAGGACAAAGGCUUCAUGGAAGAAGUCCUAGCUGAGGUGAUAAGGAGGACACCAGAGGAAGAUCAGAAGGAGGGAGGAGACGAGGAGCCAGAAGAAAAGAAAGAAGAAGGACCUAAGGAAAGUGAUGAGCAGCAACCAGAAGAGAGCAAAGAGGAAGAGCAACCAGAAGAGAGCAAGGAAGAGGAUGAGGGGAAGAAAGAAGAGGAGGAAGCAGCCAAGUCUCCUGCAAAUGAUGAUCCUGAGCCAACACCUGCUACUGAUGAUGAUAAGAAAACUGAUGAAACUAAAAAGGAGGAAACUAGUGAAAUAACAGAAGAUACUGAAAAAGAGGCCAAAGAAAAGAAAGAAGCAUCACCAAAGCAGUCACCGGAAAAGAAAAAGAAGGAUAGAAAGACUCGCGAGCCAGUAGAAGAAAUAGUUGUUCCUCACUUGCUCUCCGAUGAGGCAUUAUCUGAGAAAGGAGUUCCUGCAACUGAGAUGGAAAGUUACAAGCGGUUUUACCUAAAACAAGCAUUUGCUCCAAAGACUUGGUACGAGUCUUUGAAGGACCACACUUUUGAGACCAAGUUCCUCACACUAUCCAAUGAAGAGGUUGAUCUCUUACUGGCCAUGCACCAUUCUCCAUCCGAUGAUCCACCAGAGCUCACUGACCAGCAUAAGGAGACACUUGAAGGUCUCAAGGAGAAGAUUGAGACUAUCAUUAAAGAAUAUGGAGAGGCAGGAGCUUUUCUGAGGUUGAACACAAAGACCCCAACCGAUUCGGUUUUAGAGAGAAAUGACUGUGACUAUAUACAAUCUAUACAAGAGGGUGUGACGACAGAGAUGGAAAUAGAGAACCAAUUUGCAAAUGCUUACCUUAUAUGGAGGUCGUGGAGAUCGAGCUCCUUCCGCGAAUCAAAUACUCAGCCUCGCGGCAAUAAUGUUUUGCGGAGGAGUCUGAGACGUAUACAAAAGUCCUUUCGUCCGGCUACUGGCGGUAGGACCCAGUCUAGGAGCAAGGAAGAAGGUGAUUCUGCCGACCCGUUGGCAGAGGAAAAUAAAAAGAAUGAAGAAGAUGGAAAGGUUGCAGAGGAAGCCACGCCCAACGUUGAGGCCACACCUACAACAGAGUCUGCAGGGGAAGGACCAAUCACUGUAGAAGCAACUAUUGAAGGCACUCAAGCAGAACCUGAAACCCAAACCACCACUGAGACUGAGACCAAAACUGCUGAAAAUUCUGAAACCCAGACUGCUGCAGCUGAAACAACUGAGACUGAAACUCAAACCCCACAGACUGAAACUGAGACUGCCAAUACUGGGACUGAAGAGGCUCAGACUGAUGAUGAUUCAGCAAAGAAAGAAGAAGAGAAAAAAGAAGAGAAAGGAGAGGAAGAAGGAGAGAACAAAGGAGAAGAAGGAAAAGUGGAAGAGAAGGAGAAAGAUGGAGAGAAGGAAGAAGAGACUAAAAAAGAAGAAGAAAACAAGGAAAGCAGGCCUAAAUCUUUAUUGAAAGAAACUAGCCCUCCCAGUGAGGAGCAUCAGAUGAUCAAAGUUAAACAAGAGACUCUUCAGAAUAAGGUUCUUCGUGGGUUUAUGCGUACUAUAUUUACUCGCUAUCGUGUUAAAAAUGCUGAUGAAGCUAUUGCACUACUGACAACCAGUCUACUCAUUAAAGAGGAGCUUGAACAAGUCAAGAAGUUUGUGGAAAUUGAAGGUACCGAGGCCGUCCUUGCCAUCAUGAAGUGGGUAUCUACUGAUCUUCCCCGCUACCCUGGAAUGAACUUUAGGGCUUUUGUCUAUAAUAACAUGCUGACAGCUGUCACACAGCAUGACGACAUUCUCUACGUUCCCAACAUUGCCCGUUUCAAGAAGACGAUACUCAGUAAGAUCCAGUAUUUCUUUGAUAACGAUCUAAAGCCGGCAAUGGAGAAAGAGGGCAACUACAUUGUGGACUUGUUCUUGGCACCAAACAAAAUCUUUGUCACUGAGCUCCACCCAUUCCAUCAGAGUACAGGGGCAUGUCUCUUCACUUGGCAGCAAUCCCAGAAAGUUCUCAUGGGAGGAGGUGGUAAUGGUACGGCCGUGGAGCUUCGUCAUAUCCACACUCCAUUUAAGAAGUGUUUUACUGGCCUCCUUCCUCAUUGGCAGACUGUGUGUGAGACUGUGACACAGAAUAAGAGAGGAGAGGAUGAAUCGACUGGAAACAAAUGUGUCAUCCUUUAAGAGAAACUAUACUAGCUCUAUCAUGAUCAUCAUCAUCAUUAAUUUAUUAUUAUUAUUAUUAUUAUUAUUAUCAUUUAAAAUUAUUUGAAGUGACAGAUAUAGAAUUAUAAUUUAACUAACUAUAAUAAUAUAAUUAUUUUAUUUAUGAAUCAUUUCAGUUUCUUUCCCUUUUCAA